CCCUGCCUGUCUUCGCAGGGGUCCGCCCUGCACCCGCGUCACAUGUUGUUUUGCUCCAAUGUUGCGUCCUCGGGAGAGAGCGGCGCUUGGUGAUUUCUGCCGCGCUCGCCCAGCCUCUCCGCCACUCGCGAGCCAAAGACGAAAGGGAGCAGGGGAAGGGGGGGGGAGCAGUCAAGAGAAGCGCACGCAUGGCCGAGUACCUUGUCUGCCUAAGGGUAUAGAGACAGACAGAGAGAGACGUACUUGCUAGCCACCGUGGGUAGGUAACUGGGUUUGCCCGUGUUAGUGCGUUGGCUCUGUAGGUUUGGGGUAGGCGACACGGCACAGGUGGGAACUCUCUGAUGAGAGUUGGAGGCGACGCAGGGCGCGCAUGCGUCUCGUGCGCUCCACUCAAGCUGCUACUACCUACACACCGUUAACGUGUGCUCACAACUACUACUGCUGCUACUUACUGCCACUGCUGAGAAGAAGAGGAGGAAUAGCUACGGGUUCUCGCUCGCAUUGGCGGGGCAUUAACGAAGCCAGCAAACCCCAUUACGGGUGGACUAUAAUUUUUGUUUUCACCAUCAACCACCACAUCAUCAUCAUCAUCCGCUCGUUGACCGAGCUUGGGUUUGGGUGGGAAACCCAAAAAAGGGCAGCGCAGAUCGAGCUAUGGCCAAUCCACCGCCCGAGCUGCAGUCCACCACGGACGUGCUGAAGUGCGGAUACCUUCGCAAGCAGAAGACGACUCACAAGCGCUACUUCGUGCUGCGCGCUCCCGACGAUUCGUGCGCCGCGGGCCGCCUAGAAUACUACGAGAGCGAGCGCAAGUUUCGCCACAAGUCUGCGCCCAAGCGCGCCGUGUCGCUCGAUUCGUGCUUCAACAUCAGCAAGAGGGCCGACGCGCGCAACAAAUUCAUGGUGGCUCUCUACACCAAGGACGAAUACCUGGCCGUGGCGGCGGAGAACGAGCAUGAGCAGGACGCCUGGUACCGGGCGAUAACCGAGCUGCACGCGCGUGGAAAGGCUCAGCAGCAGCAGUGCAGCGACCACCACCACCACCAUCAUCAUCACCAUCACCACCCCCAUCAGCAGCUGCUGCAGCAGCAGCAGCAGCAGUCGCUGUACCCUCACGCCGAGAGCGGCGGUGAGAGCGGAGGCUCGGCACACGCCGGCGACGAUAUCUACGGGGCGAUAGCGCCUUCGUCGGCCUUCAAGGAGGUGUGGCAGGUGAACCUGAAGCCCCGCGGGCUGGGCCAGACGAGGAGCAUGUUCGGCGUCUACAGGCUGUGCCUCUCGAGCCGCAAGAUCAGCUUCGUGAAGCUCAACAGCGAGAAGCCGGACGUGACCCUGCAGCUCAUGAACGUGCGGCGCUGCGGUCACUCGGAGAGUUUCUUCUUCAUCGAGGUGGGCCGCUCGGCCGUCACGGGGCCCGGCGAGUUCUGGAUGCAGGUGGAGGACUGCGUGGUGGCGCAGAACAUGCACGAGACCAUCCUGGAGGCCAUGAAGGCCAUGAGCGAAUUCUCCGAGUUUCGCCCGCGCAGCAAGAGUCACUCGGCCAGCAGCUCGAACCCCAUCUCCGUGCCGCCCAGACGCCACCUCAACAGCCUCCCGCCCAGCCAGACGGGCCUGUCGCGUCGUUCGCGCACCGAGAGCGCAAACAGCACCCAGGGGGCUUCCUCUCCGGCCGGUGGUGGCGGCGGCGGCGGCAACAACAACCCGGCAGCGGCCGCCACCACCAUCACCAACAUCAUCAGCCACAGCAGCAGCAGCAGGCAUCCGCUCAACGGAGGCGUUGGAGGAGCGGCAAGCGGGCACAACUUCAGAGCGCGCACCUCGAGCGAAGGGGAGCGAACGAUCUUGACGUCCAGGCCGAGUUCGGUGACCGGAAGCCCCGUGAGCGUUAGCCCCACGCCUCCUCGCCUGCAGCAGCAGCAGCAGCUUAAUCAGCAAGGGAUCCGGGGAUGCCUCGGCGGGCGCACGUCGUCCCGCCUCCAAGCGGCCCCCAUCCACAGCCGCUACGUGACCGUGCCGGCACCCGGCGCGUCGCAGCCUCCGUCGUCGGCCGUGAGCCCCGUGAGCUGCGCGUCGUCCACUUCGCCGUCCUCCUCGGGGCCCAGCAGCGGCCGGGGGUCUUCGGCGAGCGACGCCCUGUUGCUGCUGUACGUGAAGGUCAACAGCGGCGGCGGCGGCGGCGGCGCUGCAUCGGCGUCAGGCUCACCCAGCGACGGAGGAUUCGCGUCCUCGUCCGACGAGUACGGAUCGAGCCCCGUGGACGCGAGGAGACAUCAGGGCCUCGUGCACAGGAGCGCCACCCCCGAGUCUCUGAGCCGCACGCCGCCACCCAUCCGCGAGGAGCAAGACGACGGUGGGCACAACCUCCACCACCACCAUCACCACGUGCAUCAGCAACAGGUCAACAACUACAUCAGCAUGGGCAAGUCUUGCGCGCAAAAUGGACACCACCAUCAUCACAACCACCACCACCCUCAGCAGCAGCAACAGCAGCUCCACAGAGGAGUCCUCCUAGCCAGGCGCGCGUCUCAGGAUGAAAAUGCGAGCGGCGCGGAAGGCACGUCGGACCUGGCCGGGGUUGUCCACCGUAAGCGCACCUACUCCUCCUGCACGUCGCCCCCUCCGCCUCCUCCGCUGGCAGCGCAGUCCACCACCGGUGUCCAACAGCAGCAGCAGCAGCGCAAGCCGUUGGACGACUAUGCGCUCAUGAACGCGGGCAGCCUCACGAGCAGCGGCAGCGGCAGCAGCUACACGGGCAGCAGCUACACGUCGCGCUCCGCCUCGCCGAGGCCCCCGGCAGGCCCUUCGACUCCGCAGACCUCGCAGGCCGCGCACCUCCAGCACUCGUACCCGGAGGACUACGGGGAGAUCCACGUGGGCAGCUGCCAGAGGCCCGGAGCGGCCUGCAAGGAUGACGGCUACAUGCCCAUGUCGCCCGGCGUGGCUCCCGUCCCGACGUCUUCGCCAUCUUCCUCGUGCUCCUCCUCGCAGUCUAUCGUCUCCAGCUCCACUACCGCCACCUCUUCCUCCAUGACGCUGAGCGCACCCGGUGGCGGUCCUUCGGACGACUACGUUCCCAUGAGUCCCAAGAGCGUCUCGGCCCCGCAGGAGAUUGUGAACCCGCGGCGGCGCCAGGAGAUCACCGACCCCAGUGGCUACAUGGUCAUGUCUCCUGGUACCAACAACGGCAGCUGCUCGCCCGAGUGCAGCCCCUACAUGAAGAUGUGGAGCAGCUCCAAGCUGUCCGUGUGCAGCGCCGACGGCAAGGGCGGAGGAGACGCAGGCUGCGAGUACAUGAACAUGUCGCCUGGCCUGGUGGCAGGCACCCCCCCGGACUACUUCUUCACGCCGACCAGCGCCGAGCCCCCCAAAGUGAGCUGCUACUACUACUCGCUGCCUCGCUCCUUCAAGCCGGGACUGCGCAAGGAUGGAGAUUGCGCAGCCACCGCUGCCUCGGCCACCGCCGGCGGCGGCGGCGCACGUUUCAGCCCGGGCAACUUGACCGAGAGGCAGCUGUUCGGAGGCGACAAGUCGUCCUCCACGAGCAGCGACAGCCUGGGCCACGACCCCGAUCAGCCGGUGGCGAGCGGCAGCAGCCCCACCGCAAGCGGGGUCGGCGGUGGCAUCACGAAGGCCGAACCUCGCAAGGUCCAGCAGCAGCAGCAGGGGAUAGUGAGACCCACGCGCUUGUCCCUGGGUGGCCUCAAGUCCUCGACACUUCCCCGCACGUACGAGUGCCCGGCGGAGCCCGUGAGCCCGGGGGAAUACGUGAACAUCGAGUUCGGAGACGUGCAGGCGGCUCAGGCGGUGGUGGACGCGCAGCGGAGACUCAGCUCGGCCACGCGUCUCGCCGUGCGGGCAAACUACUCCGUCGUUCCCGACUGGAGCGGCGGCAGGACCACAACAACCACCAACGCAGCAGCAGCAGCAGUCGCUGCUGCAACCUCGGUCGCGAGUCCACUUGCGGCAGCCAGGGCUAAUCCAGCUGGGGCCAGCUACGGAGCGAGGCCCGUACAAAACGGCAACGCAGGCUCGGAUUAUAUGUCCACCUCGAACGUCGGCGGUCUUAAUUACGGUGGCCGAGUAAAUCCGAGCGUCGGCGUCGGCGUGGAUUACGCGUCCCUGCACAUGGGCCGCGGGUGCGCCCCGCUCGAGCAGGAGACGGACGGCGACUACACGGAGAUGCGCUUCGGCGUGACGGUGCCGAGCGUGGCGCCUCUCAGCCCGCCGAGCAACCACUCCAACCUGGAGGGCUCCAAGGGGCUCACCAGCCCGACGUCGAGACUCAACCGCCUGUCCUUGAUGGACCAGAUGACUGCCGCCUACCCGAUGCCCAACCCGGACCACGGCGCGAAGGUCAUCAGGGCCGACGCUCAGGGGAGGAGGAGGCACAGCUCUGAGACGUUUUCGUCCACGACCACCGCCUCGGCUGCCUUGGGAUCGGGAGGAGCAUCCCCAGCGAUGCCCACGUCCACCUCCCUGCUGUCGCCGUCAUUCUCGUGCGACGCAAACCGCCUCGGCUCGGCCUCCUUCGAGAGCGUCUACCUGAAAGACGCCGCAGGAGGACCCGCGGGGGACUCGGCAGACUGCGGCGGCACAUCGAGAGAGUCCGGAUUCGAGAAUGGGCUCAACUACGUCGCCCUGGAACUGAGCAGCGAAGAGUGCCAGAGGGCAGCUGCUGCUGCUGCUGCUGUUGCUUCUGCCGCCGCUACCGCUGCCUCUACUGCUGGCCUGGACGGGGCAAGGGCCAAUGCCAAGGUCAGCACAGGCGCAGUGGAUUCUGGAGCUUACGCCAGCAUUGACUUCGCCCGCUCCGAUGGCGCGUGUCCUCCUGCCCAAGAGAGUUAAGACGCCCCAGAGGAAGAAGGAGGAGGAGGAGGAGACUUGCGUCUGACUGUAAAACCAGCAGUGGCCUACCGUAGUGCAUUUCAAACACACCGACCUCAGUGCCAUCGUCCACCCGCGUCUCUGUGUGGGCGCGCCGUCUCGCCCGCCCGGGAGGAACUCCGCACGCCGUGCCCGCCCGCCCGCCCGCCCGCCCGCUCGCUCCUCCAAUGAAAAUCUCAGGACCUUUCUGUGCUUUUGUCAUUGUCCUUCGUUCGCCAGCCAACACCCCCCCCCACCCACCCUCUCUCUCUCCACCACCGCCCAACCCCCGCCCCAAAUGACUUUACGACCGAGAGGGGAUAAAAAGGGGGAAAGGCUUUUGCCGCACACGUGGGUGUGGUGCAACGCAUCGUACUACCCCGAAGCUCCCCGGCCAGCCCAGUGUGCUAUUAUCAUAAUUAUUGUUGUUAUAUUGUUCCGAUUGCUGCUUCUUCCUCUUCUUCUCCUUCUUCUCAUGAACAUCCUGUGAAGGCUUUCACGGUUUAUUUGCGUGGCGGGGGGGGGGGGUGACUAACUAGACGACAGCAGUUUUGCAUAUCACGUUUUGCCCCAAAAGGUUCGUUGCCGUGGUACUGCUGAUGAGAUGUUGGGGGGUGGGGGGGGGGAGCGCGGGGGAGCGCCGAUUAAGCGAUAAAUGAAAAAAAAAUGUGCACGGAUCGCCGCCCGCAGUGGUCCAAACCGCGUCCCGUGGCGUGCCGUUGGCCGCGCGCGAGGAAUCGGCUCGGCAGUCUCCGAGAGCGCUCACCUCACCGAUGAUGCAUUUUGUGAUCCGUGCCUUUUACUGUGCAGUUGAUGAGCAAGUCACACGACUGUCAACCAGCGAUCGUCGCAGCAGCUGUGAUCCAGUGCCCCCCCCCCACCACCACUUCCCGCCGCCGUCGCCCCUCUCCUCGCCCCCCCACCCCACACCUCCGCCCCCGUCACUUCUUCACGUCGUUCGCUCGUCGAUUGUUAAGUUAUGCAGAAACACUUCCUGGCCGCUGUGGAAUCGUGCCUCUGGUGAACGGACUACCUCGGCGUUCGGGUUAUCGGCCACCCUUGACUCUGGUACUGUGCUCCCCUCGUGGGAGCGGAAAGCCUUAAAAGGUCAACGAAACAAGUCACCCUUUCUUUUUUAUUUGGAGGGGGGGGGGGGGAUGGGUGAGGGGGGGGGGGGUUAGCGGUAAGCUUUCCUUAGGAAUCGUAUCCGCGUACCGUUCAAAGACAAGCGUAGCUCCGCUUUCGUUGUGAACGGGGGGGGGGGGGGGUGGGUGGUGAUGGGUACGCGCGUGUGCGUGCUUGGGAUCGCGUGCAAAAUCCGACUUGAACAAAGUAACUUUUGGCCCGAAGUAAUCGAGGGAGGGAGGGGGGGAGGGGGGAAAGACUAAUCGCCAACAACGCGUGACUUUACAGACGAGGGCCGCCCCCGGCGACCGCCGUCGAUUCAGUAUUUUUUUGAAGAACACGUGAAUUAAUAAGCAGUUUUGUUAGUCGUCGGGCGGAAAGGCUGACCCAGGCCGACACCGCGAAAUGAUGCCAGGCACUCCCAAUGCAACGCAAAAUAACUCCCCCCCCCCCCCCACUCUGUACAGCCUCCCUGCCUCUCCCAUGCAUGUGCCUAAGUUCCACAGAUGCUGCUGGGAUUCUAAACUAAAACUAAACUGUGUAUUUCACCAGGUAAGGCCCACUGAGCCGCUGUACAGCUCUUUUUCAGAAGCGACCUGGCCACAUAUGAUGGCUCGGUGAAGUGGCUCGUCAUCGCGUGGAACGUUAUAGCAGCCCAAAUGCUCUCGGCGCACGUUGAGUCUAAACGUGGAGGGAAAACCGGAGAAAAAUCCACCCGACUACGAGGAGAACAUGCAAACUCCAAAUAUACAGCAGCAGGUGUCGGGGUCGGGAUCCAACCCACAACCUCCUACACGCCAGGCAAGGUAGUUAACAUCUCACCAUCGUGGCGCCCCUUACAAUAACACAGCGGAAAAUGUAACGGUACGGUUCUGCCAGCCAGUAAAUCACAUGCAGCGAGUUUGUUUUAUUGGCUUAUUUGGCGGUGGGGGGGGGGGGGAAUUAAAUGCCACAAGUGACGAACAAACAGAUGAGUAUAAGAAACAAGUUGUACGUUUUGUUUGCGUGGAGUCUUGUUUGGCCCCAGUUGAAAAUGUGGCACCGUAAGGAAGCAAAAUUUUGAGCUGAAUGUGCUUCUUUAUUGCUUGCAUGAAUCAAUUUUGUAUGAAAGUACCACUAUAGAAAACGUAAAAAAAAAUAGUUCGAUUCCUGCAAUGGAAAGGUUGUGCCCAUAACUAACCCUAACCCUUGACCCGAAUAGCGUAGUCCACGGAAUGCAUCGAUGGUGUGUCAAUAGCUGUGUCAAUAGUUGUUAGAAUAUAAUAUUUUUCAUCUUGUUAUUGUACGUUCAGUCAACGGUUUGUUGGGGGGCGCAGAUACUCAAGGACUGAAGACACUGGCUAAAAAUUAUUAUAUGCAACUUAAAAAAAAAAAGUUUCAUUCAGUGCCGGACACUACGGUAAUGUUCUCGUAGGCUACUUGAUGCAAUGUAAAAAAAAAAUAUUUUUAACUUGUUACGUUUCCCAAAAAAGUUAAAACAAAGUGAAAGAAAAAAACCGUUGUUGAAUAUAUAGUGGCUUUGAAAUAAUGGGAGGGUGUAAACUUUAAAUAACCCCCCUGAGUAUUUGGCUUGGUGAGUUCUGAAGCGGUCUGUGUUGCAACGUUCUGAUCGCUAGUUUUGGAAGUCGGUACCAGGUGGCGGGCAACCUGUUGCGGUGAUGUUGGCGACGUUCGCGAUGCCCGCGGCAGUGGCGGGCAAAUCGGUUGUGGACCUGUGCGAUAGAACUUGUGGAUGAUUCCGAUUUUCUUGGAUUGACGGCCACGCGGCCGACGGCUGGGUGAGAUGAAUUCUUGGGCGGAGGAGAGAAAUUCAGUGCCGUGAGAGAGAUGGGCGAGGGUUAUGGGGCGGGGGGGUGGAAACAAAAUGUGUUAAGAGUCGGAUGACUUCUGAUGUGCCGUCAAAAAAAUACUCUUCUUCAAACGGGCGUUUAAUAAUGCUCACCCAUGCCGAGUUUGGUACAGAAGUGUUCUUGUAUGGUACAAAUUAAUAAACAAGAUAACCUUUUGUAUGACUGUAUUCGUGAGUACGGGCCAAUACUUUUUUUUUUAGAAAUAGUUUUGCGGGGCCCUCCGUAAUGUUGUAGUGUAAAUUUGGUGGUACGGCAACAGUUUCUUAUAAAUGGUACGCGAGCAAAUCGUCUGGUAAAUCGAAAUUCUCUACAAGACAGUCGCUCUUUCAUGGGAUUUGCAUUUACCUAGGUGACUCCCACGAUGACCAACGUGACCCAUGUUAAGGUCUGAACGUGAACCGUUAAAGUGUACUAAAAAGCUGCGUUAAGGGCACGCUAAAGUAUUAUUCAGCCUUAGGACUAUUAUUUUUUGCAAGUUUCAUAUUUUGAUACCCAAAUUUCAAUGUCUCUUUGAUAAAUAAUGAAAAAGCCGUCAAAACUGACCACCAGAUCAUCUUUGCGACAACAACUAAAUAACUCGGAAUUGUGUCGCCGUUUCUUUCGGGCAGAUGGUCCGUGAUGCGUAAACACGAACGUGGUCGCCCGUUCCAUUUCUGGCGUCGCAGCCGGCGUUUUGCUUUCCUUGCUGGAUGUUAGCACGGCAGCGUGAAUCGAUGUGAAAUGUUUGUCAGUGAAACCCGUUUGUCUUGGUAAGAUGAAAAAAAAACUAAAGUUUUGAAUUGCGGGCAUGUUGAAUUCUGUUCUCUUUUUUUAAACGCAGUUAUGCAUACAAAUAACACAAACCUCACGUUUAACAAAAGGCCAUAAAAUGCUUUGCUAUAGAGUCAAAGGUAUAUCAAAUUUCAGGUAUCGGUUGAGACAGGAGUCGUGCUGUAUGUGUAGUUUCAUAAUUGCGGCGACAGACAUGACAGAUCAUACACAUGUUGAUGUCGUUGAACCGCUGCUUUUUGUCUAGGUACUUAAUAAUAAUUAAUAUGUAUAUAUAUUAUGAUCCGUCAUUUGAAUUUUUUAAUACUUGGUUUGGUACUAACGUUUAAUUCAGUUUACACGUGGACUAAUUUAUUUUUCUGCAAGAAAGCGUAGUUUUGCUGAUCUAUAUAAAACAAGAAAACCCCAACACGCAAAUUCACCUUUCGAUUGUGUACAGCGGCGCGCAUGUUGUUGUUGUUGUGUUACUUUGCAGCCGGGAAGGCCGGCAAAGAAGCCUGGCGUCCGAUCUCUUUGUUCAAAAGAAAUCUCCAACGCUUAAGGGGGUGUGUGUGUGUGUGGGGGUGUGAUGUUGAUGAUUUUUGUUUAUUUUAAUCGCUGCAAAAAAAAAUGAUGAGAAAUCUAAAACAAUAUAUAACCAGAUUUAGAAAAUAAGGCAUAGUUUUAAUGCAUUGUAUUUUCUCAGUUUGUUACGAAUGUUUAUCUCGACUAAGGUUUAGCAUGGAUAAUUAAUGAAACGUUAUUAAAUUAACUUAUCUUUCCGUGUCUCCCCAUUGUAAAUACGUUGUACAUAGCUUACUUUGUUCUGCCCUCAAGUCCGAUACGCGGCAGUUCCUCAUAUAAUGGUGUAGUAUGUUGGGUGGGUUCGACUACGAUGUUUAACCCUGAUGUAAUGUAAAUUAAUGCAAUAAAGGCAUUGUUUUGGUGCAAA
Messenger RNA from Petromyzon marinus (sea lamprey), 9537 nucleotides. RefSeq names its product insulin receptor substrate 1-B-like. Gene Ontology annotation, cellular component: cytosol; plasma membrane. NCBI's taxonomy places the organism in Eukaryota, Metazoa, Chordata, Hyperoartia, Petromyzontiformes, Petromyzontidae. The record is from RefSeq and is a predicted model, not a curated record. Gene Ontology annotation, molecular function: insulin receptor binding; phosphatidylinositol 3-kinase binding. Gene Ontology annotation, biological process: insulin receptor signaling pathway.